AGGCACGUUUGCUUUCCUUCCCCCACCCCCUCCCCACCCCCUCCCCUCUUCGCCCGCCCCAUGUUGGAGCUGCGAAGCGGGGCGCAGUUUUCUCUCCGGUCCGCGAGGGGAGCCUUCCUGCCUUUUCCCAGCCACAUCCUUGCCUCGCCUGGAAAGGACCGGCGCCUGGGUACCACCAAUCGCUCCUUAGGCGGACCUUGGCAGGGAUGUACUGACCGCGGGAAGGGAGCGCGGGGCGCCUCCUUAAGCAACUCUUGGGGCUCUUGGCUUCCAUUCCUUUUUUUUCUUUCUUUCUUUCUUCCGAGCCUCCUUUUUCGCUCUACAAAAUCGAAACAGUUGCAAAAGACUAACUGUUGAUCGCUCCAGCAAAGGCGAGGCGCGAAGCAAAUAAAACCAUCAGGGUUCUGGACACUGACGUAUUUUGGCCAUGGACGUAUUUAUGAAAGGAUUUAAUAAAGCUAAGGAAGGCAUGGUAGCAGCAGCAGAGAAAACCAAGCAAGGCGUGGCGGAAGCAGCAGGGAAGACAAAAGAAGGAGUUCUCUAUGUGGGAUCAAAGACCAAAGAGGGCGUGGUUCACGGUGUCACAACAGUGGCUGAGAAAACCAAAGAGCAAGUGUCAAAUGUAGGGGGAGCUGUUGUCACCGGAGUGACAGCCGUAGCCCAGAAGACGGUGGAAGGCGCUGGAAAUAUUGCUGCAGCCACCGGCUUUGUCAAGAAGGAUCAGUUGGCCAAACAGAAUGAAGAAGGCCUUACACAAGAAGGAAAUAUCGGUAACACAGAUCCAGCAGAUCCAGAAAAUGAGGCCUAUGAAAUGCCGCCUGAGGAAGAAUACCAGGAUUAUGAACCUGAAGCUUGAAUCUCCUCUUUCUUUCUUUCUUUCUUUCUUUCUUUCUUUCUUUCUUUCUUUCUUUCUUUCUAUCUAUCUAUCUAUCUAUCUAUCUAUCUAUCUAUCUCUUGCUACCUGUCAACAAAAACAUCUUGUCCUGUACAAGUGCUGAGUUCCAAUGUGUAAACUACUUUUUAUAGUUUUUAUAGUGUCUUGAAGUUUUCCAUCUGCAGUGAAUGGAGCAUCUAUAAUUGUGUUCAGUUUCCAUGUCUGUGACCAAUCUCCGCCUGAAAUGGAGCCUGGGUCCAAGAGCCAUUGUUGUUGUCUGGAUAUUGUGGCUUCAAGUUCUAAACACCGAAAACAAUUUAAAUAACACCUAAGUGUCUACUCCUUAUUUAGAAAGCUGUAAAUGUUUUGUUGAUAGAUCAUUGGUAAUUUAGUAUCGUUUAUGGUAUGGAAGUUUUUAAAAUGUUUUCUAUGGUCAUUCUUCGCUGUCUGAGAAUGACCUCAUUGUGAAAGUUGUUAAUAUAUUUCUAUACAUAUAUACAUAUAUAUAAAGUAACUGAGCAUGAACUAUGCACCUAUAAAUAUUAACUGUGGAAUAUUACUGUUUUGUGAUAGGUUUUACUAACCUGUAUCUGUAAAUAAAGAUGGCCAACUGGAAUAAAUAAAACACAUUGACUGUUCAAAGAGAAACUGCUAAAUUGGCUCUGAAUAAUUC
Ahaetulla prasina is the source of this 1547-nucleotide messenger RNA. It is a transcript of the gene SNCA, whose product is annotated as synuclein alpha. The transcript has 6 exons. The record is from RefSeq and is a predicted model, not a curated record. Lineage: Eukaryota; Metazoa; Chordata; Lepidosauria; Squamata; Colubridae. Gene Ontology annotation, cellular component: cytoplasm; neuronal cell body; axon terminus. The coding region runs from base 428 to 856 and encodes 142 amino acids. Gene Ontology annotation, biological process: synaptic vesicle endocytosis; synapse organization; regulation of dopamine secretion. Gene Ontology annotation, molecular function: cuprous ion binding.